Molecule: messenger RNA, 321 nt
Organism: Arabis nemorensis
Lineage: Eukaryota; Viridiplantae; Streptophyta; Magnoliopsida; Brassicales; Brassicaceae
Source: the annotation of a GenBank genome assembly
AUGGAAAACCCUAUGACUGAGGCUUUAUCUCAAGACCUACCCCAACAAGAGAAAGAGAACCCAACUCUAACUAAGGCACCGCCUAAGAGGAAAAGAGGCAGACCUCCCACAAAGAUACCAGGCAGCAACAACCCCCUAGUCUUACCAGGUGCUAGCUCAAAAAAGAGAAACAUCUGCCAAAUCCAAGGAUCCCAGGAAGGAAAAACUCUACUUAUAAAAAACUCCCUCUACAUGAGGAGAACUCUCCAAGGAACCCAAAAAGCACAAAUGACCAAGGUAGCUCCUUACAACAAUCUGGGAACCUUCCACAAAGGCAUCUGA